GGCAAACUAAGCAGAUCACAUGGGAGGGUCUCCGGGCCUUUUCAGUAUUAGAGUUUCUCACAGCAUAAGAUUUGUGGGUUCUGGCACAUUCGCGUCGCGAAAUAAGGAAUAUGCGCUCCUGGCGCAGUAGAGUUGAUCCCACGGAUGCAUCAUCGACCUGAAUUCAUUCGGAUGGCCUUUGUUGCUCAACUUGAAUUCCACAGAUCAAAAAGCAAGACCAAGGUGCGAGUUUAGUCUGCGGACGGUGGACACUUUCGUACCGCAGCCGUGUACAAAACGCAAUAUAUAAAUGGGUUACUCAAACCAACAUAAACAACAGACCAUGGCCCUCAAUGAUAACACCCCUUCAGGACCUCUGGAACCACUACUCCAGCCCAAGGUCCUUCGCCGUCUUGGCGAACACCUCGGUCGCACAGAUCUCCUCGCCGGUCUUCGUGUCUGCAAGACCUGGCACACUGCAUUCGAGCCCUUCCUUUGGCACACCCUCGCUUUGCAAAACCAGCCAUGCAAUUUUACACCUCGCCAGGCCACUCCAACCCUCCUCCUCCGCAACCGCCAUCAUAUCCGGCGCCUUCAUGAAGUCGGAUCCAAUUCUCUGCUGAAAUUCCUAGCCUUCUCGACGCAGCCCCCAACCAUACAACUUACCAACAUCUCUGUAUCAAUCUUGAGCCCCGAGAUCCUGAUGAUUACCCACCACUGCAUCGAUACCUUGGCUUCUUUCAGCUGCCGCUCCAAUCGGCUGCGAAAAGAUCACCAGACUCAGAGUCUUUGGUGUCGGCAACUGUUCUCGAUCCUCGAGAUGGCCUCAGCGCUGACGGAGCUGGCCAUCGGACCCUUGAUCCUGUUGGAUUCACCCAAUGACGUCUUUGCGAAGGUAUGCAAGAACCUCAAGCGAUUAGAACUGGACCGAGUCAAAGUGGCAGACCGAGAUCUGUACGACGAAUCGAUUGCGGUUGAGGCAGUGUCCUUCAAGCCCUUCCCAGCCCUAGAGACCUUGAUCUUGAUCUGGAACGACUUCCCACCACAGUGCCAGCUCGAGUUAAUCCGCAAGUCCCCAAAUCUCAAAUCCGUAACCUGGAGACGUGGAACACAGCAGCUGGCGCAGUCGUGGCUCUCGGGAACAUUAGCUAUGCCUAUCUUUCUAACUAGCUUAGAUAUUGGCCAUUCGUACAUCAACGACGAGAGCAUUGCCCGGAUUCUGGCUAUGGCACCUAAUUUGGUAACGCUCAACGCUCGAUCGACACCGUUCGCAGCAAAGAGUGGCCAGUACUUGCUUGAGAACCAGGGACCAAAGAUGGUGGAGCUCGAUGUUAUGGAUUGCGUUGAUUUGAGUGCUGGGAUCGUCCAAGUGAUGUUGACAUCCAUGUCAAAACUGAAAAAGUUUUGCGCGCCGCGAGUAAAUGCUGCCGACGUUGCAUUCUUUCUCAAAAGGUCCUUAUCCGCGGGAUGGUCGCCGGAGGAAAUCCCAGUUCAGGUUGAGACGGACAAGUCGAGCCCAGCGCCAGGAUCGUCCGUAGUACAGCCCAGGGUGCCCACUGGCUCUUGGACGUGUCUCGACAUGGAGGAACUCGAGCUCACCAUUGAUGGGUCGGGGGGUUUUGAAGAUCAGGACUUUGCUGAGGUUCGCUCGUUGGUCUUUGAGCAGCUAGGACGGUUGACACGUCUACAGGUGUUGGUUCUAAGCGAGAAAGUACAGGAAGGCGAUGAGGAAAAGCGUCUUCUGAAUUUUACUCUACAGUGUGGACUUAGUAAAUUAUCUGGUCUGAAGCGCUUAACAGAGCUGGAUAUUUGCAGUUUGCAGGUCAAUAUCGGGAGGGAAGAGGUGGAAUGGAUGAAGAAGGAGUGGCCAAGGUUGAUAGACGCGAAGGGGAAAUUGAAAUGCAAAGUCGAUAUUGAGGACAAGUUUUUGAGGAGGUCGUUUACAUAGAACUACACGAUGCCAUAAACUGUACCAAAAUGUAAUCUCGUGGACUUGAGACUCUGCUCAGAUGCGUGAAUCUUUGUAACAAAAGCUAGGAAGCAGAUUGACACGCGUUUUGGCGCAG
Gamsiella multidivaricata is the source of this 2045-nucleotide messenger RNA. RefSeq lists its product as uncharacterized. Lineage: Eukaryota; Fungi; Mortierellomycota; Mortierellomycetes; Mortierellales; Mortierellaceae. The coding region runs from base 290 to 1927 and encodes 545 amino acids. The record is from RefSeq and is a predicted model, not a curated record. The transcript has a single exon.